UCUCAUUUAAACAAACAGCAGCGGAAGAUGGCGGAGACUGAAGCGGAGCUGAGGUAGACAGCAACAGACGAGCAGCAGCAGGAGGAGGAGCAGUAGCAGGAGGAGCAGUAUUGAUGUUUCUCGGGAGAAGCUGAAAGCUGGCGAUGGUCUAUGAGUGAGUUGAUACUCCAAGCCCUGGGCGUAGCGUUUAUCCUGACUGAAGGCUGUAUUCCGAGUCCUCAUCAAGCCCAGAAAGCAUUUGUGAGGAAAGUUCCUGAUAUUCAGAGUCGCAUUACGCAGCUGCUCAGGAUGUGAAGCUGGACGAAGCAGAAGCUCAUCAUUAAAACACUGCUGAACAGGUGCUGAUAUGUUUAGAAGAUGAGCGGUGUGGGGGAAAACUCCAUGGAGCCUCUGUGCCCCGAUCGCAAGCGCAGCCUGUCCACCUGUGACACGCCCGGCCUCGGGUGUGAGAAGCGGCGCCGAGAACAGGAGAGCAAAUACAUCGAGGAGCUAGCGGAGCUGAUCUCGGCUAACCUCAGCGACAUCGACAGCUUCAACGUCAAACCGGACAAGUGCGCGAUCCUGAAGGAGACGGUGCGGCAGAUCCGACAGAUCAAAGAGCAAGGGAAAGCCUCAUCAAGCGAUGACGACGUCCAGAAAGCUGAUGUGUCCUCCACAGGUCAGGGGGUCAUUGAUAAGGACCACCUCGGACCUCUGUUACUCCAGGCGCUGGACGGCUUCCUGUUUGUGGUGAACAGAGAGGGGAGCAUCGUGUUCGUGUCUGAUAACGUCACUCAGUACCUGCAGUACACGCAGGAGGAGCUGAUUAACACCAGCGUCUACAACAUCCUGCACGAUGACGACCGAGACGACUUCCACAAGAACCUGCCCAGGAAUAACGUGAACAGCAUGGCGUGGGGAGGAGAAGCUCCUCGACAGAAGAGCCACACCUUUAACUGCCGCAUGCUGGUGAAGUUCAGCUCCGGUCCAGCCGAGGAGAACCCCGGAACCCCCCGCUAUGAGACAAUGCAGUGUUUCGCCCUCACACAGCCGAAAGCCAUGAUGGAGGAGGGAGAAGACCUGCAGUCCUGUAUGAUCUGUGUGGCACGACGUGUGACUACGUUGGAGAGAACAGAGAGCUUCAACACCAGACACGAUCCCUCGGGCAAACUGAUUCAGAUAGACCAGAAUUCCUUGCGUGCCACCAUGCGUCCAGGUUGGGAGGACCUGCUGAGACGCUGUAUACAGAUGUUUUUACAGCACAGUGAUGGACAACCUUGGUCAAAUAAGCGUCAUUACCAUGAAGCCUUUCUCCAUGGUCAUGCAGAGACCCCUGUGUACAGAUUUUCGUUAUCGGAUGGCACCCCAGUCACAGCGCAGACCAAAAGCAAACUCUAUCGCAACCCAAUGACCAACGAACCCCAAGGCUUCAUAUCUACUCAUCUGUUACAGAGGGAGCCCAAUGCCUCUCGCACCAACCAAACUGGUGGCAUGAUGCAAGGUGGCAUGAGGCAGCAGGGCAUGGGGGGUUCUAACCCCAACAGCCAAAUGAACAUGGGUCCUGGUGGAGGCAUGGGGAUGGGGGGCAUGGGUAGUAUGGGAGGAAUGGGUAUGAAUCGGAGUUAUGGCAUGAAGGACAUGGGGCAUAUGGGUCACAUGGGUGGUGGGGGGUCCAUGUACGGGGGCAACAUGGGUAAUCGAAUGAUGCAAAUGAAUCAAAUGAGUCAGAUGGGUCCAAUGGGCCAAAUGAAUCCCAUGGCUCAGAUGAAUCCUAUGAAUCACCCUGGUCCUGGGAUGCAGCAUCAACAGCCUCUCUUCCAGGCUUCAGGAGGCUACGGGCUUGGAGGCAUGAACAGUCCGUCUCAAGGCAGCCCAGGUCUAAAUGGACCUCAGCAGGGUCUCCUCAUGUCUCCACGUAACAGAGGAAGUCCAAAAAUGGCAUCCAGCCAAUUCUCUCCAGGAGGCAUGCAUUCUCCCAUGGGUCCGGGUAGUGUUGGAGCAUCAGGAGGUGGAACAACCUUUUCCAGCAGCUCUCUCAAUGCUCUUCAGGCCAUCAGUGAAGGAGUAGGCGCCUCUGUGCCAUCCACCCUGACGUCCCCUUCUACAGCACACAAACCCGACAGCUCUCCAAGUGUCCAUUCCUCGUCCUCCUCCUCCCAACCCUGCAAGCCAGGACAUGGAGACUCCAAAAGCCCAGCAGGAGCCUACAGUCAUGGACCUGGAGAUCAGCAACACCCCUUGCACCACCACCACCAUCACCACCACCACAGCCACAACCACAACCACCAAGCAGAGAGCAGUGGUGUAGACCGACCUGACAGUCAGGCUGGUGGAGGCAGCAAAGACUCCGGGGACACAACCAAUGAAGCUGGAAAUGCUUCAUCAGAACCUCCUCGGAAGAUUCCAGAUGGAAAGGGACACAAAAAGUUGCUCCAGCUCCUCACCUCACCCACUGAGGAGCUGGGACUCGGGGUUGGAAGUGGACCUCCAGGACCUGCCACAGGAGCUACAUUGGAGGGCAAGGAACCGGGAUGUGUGACAAGUCCUUCUGGUGUCUCUUCAUCUACCAAUCAGAGCCAGGUUCUUGGAGCAGCAGCAGGAGGACCCUCUGAAGCUCUGGGUUCUUCUCACUACACAGCGUCACUCCAGAAGAAGCACAAGAUCCUCCACAAGCUGCUCCAGAAUGGAAACACUCCUGACGAAGUUGCAAAAAUCACUGCUGAGGCAACGGGCAAGGCAAUGCUCGGCCAGGACACGGGCGCCGCUGGAGGAGAAACAACAGGUGCCAAUGCAGGACCAGGAGGAGUCUCGGGAAUGUCAGAACCCAAGCAGGAGCAACACAGCCCUAAGGAGAAGAAAACCAAUGCCCUGCUCCACUACCUCCUCAACAACAAGGACGACUCCAACUCCAAAGAGUCCAGCGACAUCAAACCAAAACCUGAAGAUCUGGAAGGGAAAGGCGUCACCGGGGGAAACGGUGGCACUCCGCUCAGCAGAGCAGCACAGGAGACCGUGGAGGGCAAGAUCAAGUCAGAACCUCCUGACGAGCUGGACACCAUCCUCGGAGGUCUGAGGGCUUCCGGAACAGAUUUCCCAGAACAGGGGGAUUCAGGACCUGCUCCUGAUGGGGGGAACAAGCCUCAUUCGUUUACUGAUGAUGGAAUGAUGAACAGAGGAAUGGGAAUGCCGGAGCGCUCGCCCAUGGGCCCGGCUGGAGACUGGGGAAUGCCGCGAUCGACUGGCAGCCCCUCCAUCAUGCGUCCCGCUGUCGAUUCCUACAACUCCAAGAGCAUGAUGGGAGGACCCAUGGUGAACAGGUCCAACAGUGUUCCUGGUACCAGGUCCAUGCUGCAGCAACAGCUGAUGGAUAUGGGCUCCAGCGAGAUGAGCAUGGCGAUGGGGCCGUUCAGUCAGCAGCAGUGUCCAGACAGUCAGUCACCUUCCUGGCCAGACAAUAUGAUGGCGAUGGACAACAGGCGUCAGUUUGGGAAUGCUCUGGAUGAGUUGUUGGUUCCUCCCUCCACCUCUGAGGGUCAGAGUGAUGAGAGAGCUCUGUUAGAUCAGCUCGACUCUCUGCUCAACAACACUGAUGUUUUAGCACUGGAGGAGAUUGACCGUGCCCUGGGAAUCCCUGACAUCAUCAGCCAGGGUCAGGGUGGAGAUCUGCAGCCUGAACCUUUCCCCGCCCAAGACCCAUCCAUGGUGAUGGAGCAGAAGCCCAUGUACCCCCAAGGUUACCCCGGACCCCCGUCCAUGCCCAUGCCUUCCAGCUAUGGUGCCGGUCCCAUGCAGGGCGCGCCUCCUCCUGCAUCCUACAGCCCCAUGCUCAACCAGAUGGGGCAGCAGGGUAACUACCCCGGGAUGGGUGGCAUGGGGCCGAUGGGAGGUAUGGGGCAUCCACGCGCUGCCAUGAUGAGACCCAGGAUGAUGAGUGCCACCAAACCUACACGCCUGCAGCUGCAGCAGAGGCUACAAGGACAACAGUUUAUGAGCCAGGCUCGGCAGGGUAUGGGCAUGAAGAUGGAGAAUCCCGGUGGAGGAGGAGGUCCUGGCAUGAGACCUGGCUUGCAACCGGGAAUGGCAGGCCAGGUAGAGGCUCCGGGCUUCCUGAACGCUCAGAUGAUGGCUCAGCGUAACAGAGAGAUGCAGAUGCGGAGACACAGGAUGAUGUUGUUGAUGCAGCAGCAGGCAGCAAGUGGAGGUUUCAGUCCUCCGCCCAACGUCACCGCCCCCACAGGGAUGGAGGGCAUGGGGGGGCCAGGCAUGGGCCAGCCGGGACAGCAGCAGUUCAGCUACGGAGGAAACUAUGGAAUGGGCCAGCAGGGUGAUCCAUCUUUUGCCCCCGCCGGAGGUCCCAGCCCACCCAACGCCAUGAUGGCAGGCCGCAUGGGGCCUCCGCAGAAUCCCAUGAUGCAGCAGCACCCGCAGGGCGGCCCCAUGUACCAGAGUCCCGACAUGAAGGGCUGGCCUCAGGGAGGAAUGACACGCAACAGUUCGUAUCCACAGCAGGCGUUUGCGCAGCAGGGCUCAGCCGCGCCGUACGGCUCCAUGAUGAUGAACGGCGCAAACGCGGGUCACAUGGGUCAGAUGAACAUGGGCAUGAUGGGGCGGAUGCCCAUGGGCCCUGAUCAGAAAUAUUUAUGAAGAGAACAGAGGGACAGACGUCACCAUGGGGACACUGUGAAGCUAAUAAAACAUGAUACACACCUGGAUGGAAGAUCUUGCGUGUAAAACUAAGUGUAACACAGUGUAAAUACACACACACACACACACACACACACACACGUAAUGGAUUUGUCGACAUCCUCUGUAUCUGUCUUUGUCCUGUGAAUCUUUCUCUGUUUCUCCGUGAGCUUUCUUCAUUCUGUAUCUCAUCAAAAAGAUCAAAAUUGAAGAAACGAGCUGUUUAGAGGAACGCAAAGAUGAUGCAUCUCUCUCUCUCUCUCUCUCUCUCUCUCUCACACACACACACACACACACACGUUUUUUGCGAAUGUAUAUCAUGCCGUGUCGACCAUCUGGAUGUAAGAUCCCCUUCUGUCCUGUUAAAGGUACGACGAGAAAAAGGAAGCUGUGAUUGCACUUUAAGGGAAAAUCAGAGCUGUUUCACGGCGUUAGGAGAGUUGCAAUAUUUUUUCGCUCAUUUUAGCCUUAUCGGAGAACCGAUGAACACGAGACGGACUUUCUCGUCGUUCUCCGUCGGAGCGAGAUGAUUCUGAAACACGAAAACAGCAAGCACAGAUCAUCUGCUUUAUGCAGAUUGAAGCAAUAAAUCUCGUCUCGCUGGAUUCUUUGAUUCCUCACCGUAAAGGUACUGCAGUAUUAGAAAUAUCGAGCUCUCAUUCACAUUUCUUCUUCUUCUUUUCCUCGCUCUGUGAUUUAUCAUUUGUAAAUACAGUGCACGUGUACCGUAUCAUAUCUGCUUUUGUAGGUCACACACAGGUUUUGCACAGCAGCUUUCAUCAGGCUUCGUAUUUAAAUCACAGCUCUUCUGCGUUACAGGGCGGGACGUCCUGUUGUUUCAGUUUGCAGUGGGGGGGGGGUUGCUUUUUUAUUUAUUUUGUAUUAUUAUUUUAUUAAUAUUAAUUUCUUAUCUUAACUGAAAAGCCACCACUUCUUUCUAAUUCUUUGAACAAGCACUUUUCUUCUAGAACAUAUUUUAUUCCUCAAACUCGUACAUCGUGAAGCUUCUGAUAAAGCGGAGUGUGUGUCCUGCAAACGUGACUCGUAAGUUGAUAGACACAUUUUGGAGUUCGUUAACUCGUUCCUGUAUUUCAGAGUAAAAUAGACGUGUAAAGGUUUUAGUAAGACAUACAAACUUCAACGUCACCUUCUGUUCUGUUAAAUGUAUUUAUUUCAAGGUGGAAAUUCAAUUCAUGUGGUGAUAAUUAUACGACCUUAAUAUUACAUACAUAAAUAAAACUCUUUAAUGUUCACCCUUUAAAAUUUCAAAAAUCUUGUAGCAUAUUUUAGGGGAUGGUCUGUAUUUGUAAGGUUAUAAUUUAUACCAGUUUAGCAUAACCUUUAAUUAAUUCAUAUUCUUAUAUUUUUAUGUAAACUGUUUAUUUUAUGUAAAUUAUUUGUACUUGUAUAUGCCCAGCUUAUUCUUUUUUUUUCCACAUUAUUUUCAUCUUUUGCUGUAUUAUAAGACUAGAAAUGUCAACAUCUGAGAUUUAAUCUCCUUCUGUUCUGUUAAAUGUGUUUAACAAUGCGAAAAUUCACUAUUACACACACACACACACACACACACACACACACACACACACACACACACACACACCAAAUGUUGUCUAAAACUGCAGUGGAAACACAACGGUUCCAUUAUUUGGUUUGCUAGAUUAUUUUAAAAAUACUCAAAACAAAAUAAAAAUAAUUUUUAGUUGUUUGCAAAAUCUUGUAGCAUACUUCAAGGGAUGGUUUAUAAUGUCAUAAUUUAUACCAGUUUCACAUAACAUUUAACUAAUCAAAUUUUUACAAAUAUAUUCAUAUUUCUCCAGUUUUGCUAAUUGUGUAAAUUAUUUUUACUUUAUAUACAGCCAGAUUAUUAAUUUCCCUUAUUUUCUGUUUUCCUGUACUGCUCAUGCAUUUACAUUUAAAACUUGUCCAAAGAUUUUUUUCCCCCAUUUUAUUAUGUUUCUGAUAUAGCUGUGUGAUUUUAUGUAUUGAUUUAAUUAACAUUAUAUUAAUGUUUUGGGUUUGUUUUUGUUUGUUUGUUUGUUUGUUUGUUUGUUUGUUUGUUUGUUUGUUUUUUGUGGCCAGUGGAAGUUGAGUUUCAGUGCUGUAAAGAUUCAAUGAGGAUAAAAAAAACAAAAACUCUUAAUAUUCAACAUUUUAUAAUCUGGUCAAAUUUGCGGUUUUGUUUGUUUGUAAUGAGCUCUCCAGUUAAUCAAAAAUCAAAUUCCAUUCAGAAAUUGUUCCUUGUUCUUUAAAACAAAAAAAAAAGUUGAAAUACACGUAAAGUUAAAAUAUCUCUGUGCAAUCUCUGUUCAAACGGAAAGUGAAAUAGAUUUUUAAACCGUGACAAUGGGGUAAUACACACCUGUUAUUUGGGUCAGGAUGUAAAUGACUAGUGUGUUUAUCAUGUUUCUUGAUGUUAAUAUUGAUGUAAAUACAAAUUUCUAUUUAAACAUG
Neoarius graeffei (lesser salmon catfish) is the source of this 7110-nucleotide messenger RNA. RefSeq names its product nuclear receptor coactivator 3-like. The record is from RefSeq and is a predicted model, not a curated record. The coding region runs from base 358 to 4623 and encodes 1421 amino acids. Gene Ontology annotation, molecular function: protein dimerization activity; nuclear receptor binding. Lineage: Eukaryota; Metazoa; Chordata; Actinopteri; Siluriformes; Ariidae. The transcript has 23 exons. Gene Ontology annotation, cellular component: nucleus. Gene Ontology annotation, biological process: positive regulation of transcription by RNA polymerase II; cellular response to hormone stimulus.